CCUUCAAACUUGUUGCAGCCGGCGUUUUCAGAUUCAGACGCUUUUCGUGAUUUCUUUUACUACUGUUGUAACAGCCACUUGCUUCUGCUAACUAUCGGCGGCUGUGUACCGUACACAACUUGGAUAAUUAAGAGUUUUUUAUUCCUUUAACAAAAGAAGCUUCCAAAAAUCUUUGAGUAUGUCCAGUCCAAGCAAAGCCGAUCUGCCUAAGGUGCCUGCUCCUUUGAAAAAUGAACUGGCCCAAUUCGAUUCAUCUAAAAUGAAACACGCAGAAACACAAGAGAAGAACCAGCUGCCCUCAAAAGAUGAUGUGCAACAAGAAAAAGUUCACAACAGUAUUAUAACUGGAGUUGAAGGGUUCGAACGCUCAAAAUUAAAUCCUACUGAAACACAAGAAAAAGUAAUUUUGCCCAAUGCUGAUGAUGUUGUUCAAGAAAAAAUUCAUCAAAAUUUUGUGAGUGGUGUUGAGACAUUCGACAAAACUGCGUUGCAUCACACAGAAACAAAAGAGAAAGCAGUCUUGCCCAACAACGAAAUUAUUGAGCAAGAAAAAGGUCAUCAGAAAUUCGUUCAAGGAAUUGAAAAUUUUGACACUUCGAACCUAAAGCAUGCUGAAACUAUGGAAAAGAAUCCAUUACCCACAAAAGAAGCAAUCGCUAUGGAAAAGAGUGCAGCCUGAUGGUCCAAGCAUUUGACUUGAGAAUUUGUAGUUUUGAUAACUGAUGUACUUCUACAUUGUAAUUUUGUAAUAAGACUCAUGACUGAAACUUAAAAUGAGAAGAGAUGUAGCUAAAUAUUUUUGAUACCAGAAUAUUUUUUUAAAUCAUUGGAAAUAAAUUUCGUAAAUACUGCACAACAAAACAUUGUCCUCCAUGACUAUAAAAUAUUCAUUUUUAAAAGUGAAAAUGUGAAUCUUUUAUGUUUUUGAAUGUUAUUUUUAUUAUAUUUCCUAGUCUGAAUUUUUCUGUCGUGCAAAGUUAAAUCAUGUUUUUUUCCUAAAUGUGGUAUGGAUUUUUGCAUUUUAUACUUAGAAAUUUUUGUAAAAAAAAUAUUUUGACUAAAUGUUUCAAUUUUUUAUGACUUGUAUUUGUUUUGUUCCAAUAAAGUCUUGAUAUUUCUGUCUAA
Uloborus diversus is the source of this 1125-nucleotide messenger RNA. RefSeq names its product thymosin beta-like. NCBI's taxonomy places the organism in Eukaryota, Metazoa, Arthropoda, Arachnida, Araneae, Uloboridae. Bases 179 to 679 code for a protein of 166 amino acids. The transcript has 6 exons. Gene Ontology annotation, cellular component: cytosol. The record is from RefSeq and is a predicted model, not a curated record. Gene Ontology annotation, molecular function: actin monomer binding. Gene Ontology annotation, biological process: actin filament organization.